CUCUACCGGUGCCGGGACACGCGCCCAUUGCCGUGCGAGACGCUGCGCCGAACGGUCGCACAACGCACUACAAUAUAUUACAAAACGUCAAUCAAAACAUCAAGAAAAACAAGUUUAAAGAAAGUUUUUCACAAUCAGCGUAAAUACACAGUGUUAAUAAUUAACAAUUACUUAAAAAGUAAACAAAAAAUUAAAAAUAAAAAAGUUUUUAGUGAAUUUUUAAAAUUUUAACAUUAACCAAAGUGAAAAUUUCUCGUUUCUGACUGACAGCAACAAGAAAGUUGACCGCAGUUGUCCGUCAACGUGUAAUUAACUCUUUUAACGACACGGUGAAAAGUGUUAUAAGUGCAUCGUAAACCACAGAGACUAUUUCAAUAAACUGCUGUUGUGGUUUAAAAUAAAAAUAAAAAUGGCGGAAGUCGUGGAGCAUUUGGACAAUCAACAACAAGUGGAAUUGUUGGCGAGUGUGAAUGGGAGUGAGACGAAGGCCCUUUGGGUGUUUGGCUAUGGCUCGCUCUGCUGGAAACCGGGCUUUCGCUUCGACAAGGCUGUGGUGGGCCACGUGCGUGGUUUUUCGCGCAAGUUCUGGCAAGGGAAUGCGACGCAUCGCGGUACUAAAGAACAGCCUGGACGUGUUGCAACACUCAUCGAUGAUGAUACGAGUUCAGUUUACGGCGUAGCAUUCUCCGUCUCCGGCGAAAACGCCCUCCCAUACUUAACAAAUCGUGAAUGUACCCUAGGAGGAUACGACACACGUUUCGCCACAUUUCACCCAAUCGCCGGCGAGCCCUUAAAGGUCCUCCUGUACAUUGCCACGCCCAAAAACCACCUCUGGUUGGGUGACGCCCCUGCCUCCGAAAUCGCCCGUCAAAUCUUCACCUCCAGCGGUGACAGCGGCCAUAAUGUCGAAUACCUCGUCCGAUUGGCCAAUUUCAUGCGUCAUCACUUCCCAGACGCCAGCGAUUCGCACCUAUUCAACAUCGAAGAACACAUUCUGCAUUUGGCGAAAAUCAAACAAGUCGACGUUGCACCUCUAAUGGGAAGUGGAGAGGGUUGCAUAACAUACGCGAAACCGAACGGUUUCAGUCGCCAGGCUCCCGCACCUGCCGCCAGAGGUCGUGACAGGGAGGAACGUGAAGAGAACCGUGACACUUUCCAAUUCACCGCGCGCGUGCCCGAGAAAUCACUGCGUUGUCUUAAUAUUUAAGAUAAUGUUAAUCAAGGACAUGAACUGACACGAUUGUGAUAUAUAGAUAUUUUUGAUAUUCAAGACUGUGAUUUGUAAGGUAACUUCGAGAUUAUGUGGUGAGGUUCAUUCAUUCGGUGAUGUUAUACUAGCGCCAUCUGUCACACAAUACUCAUAUUAUACACAUUACUGUAUAUCUAAGCAGUAUACUUUUGUAAAUAAAACCAUAUACGAUUAUAAAUUAAAA
Dalotia coriaria is the source of this 1433-nucleotide messenger RNA. RefSeq names its product glutathione-specific gamma-glutamylcyclotransferase 1-like. The coding region runs from base 410 to 1207 and encodes 265 amino acids. The record is from RefSeq and is a predicted model, not a curated record. Gene Ontology annotation, cellular component: cytoplasm. NCBI's taxonomy places the organism in Eukaryota, Metazoa, Arthropoda, Insecta, Coleoptera, Staphylinidae. Gene Ontology annotation, biological process: glutathione catabolic process. The transcript has 3 exons. Gene Ontology annotation, molecular function: glutathione specific gamma-glutamylcyclotransferase activity; gamma-glutamylcyclotransferase activity.